AUGGUUGUUUUCAUCGACGGGGAGGACCCAUUGGUGACGAUGUGCUACACUACCAUUCCGGUUACUCCGCCACUCCAGGGCUUGCGCCAAUUCUUGACAGCGUUGAUGAACACUUUCUGCAGUCAACGCAGGAGCAUGGACGUCACCGAGGAUGUUCGGUACAUGGGGCCGGCCGACAACGUGCUCAGGGUCCUGGCCGGGAAGGGCUUGUGGAAGACGAUGUGCCGCGCCGGCGAUCGUGGUUCUCCUUUCCUGAUCUUGCGGCAGACCGCGUCAAGGCACCUGAUUUGCAGGAUGGGUAUCAAGAAGGUGAUGGCGCACUCCUGUCGGUUGUCACUGACAAGGACCCACGAGAGGGUCAGGGGCGUAUACGUGGAGGAACCGUUGAAGACUUUUUACCACACCGCCGGUCCGUCUUCUCCUCUACCGAAAAUGUCGAUGUGCCUGAUCUGGAAACACCGCAUGGUGACCAAUCGAUCCCGGGGGCUGUUUCGAACGAUGACGGUCAACGACAUCGUCGCAGUCGAGAUUGGCAAGCACUCACAGAGGACGAUUUGCCCCGCCGCCGUCUAACCUACGAUUCUGGCAUGGAGGCCAGAGUAGACCGCGGCGAUGUAUCUGGGGCGCCGGUUUCGACUAAUCAUGAGGGCAAUACAUCAGUAACGUUCGGUACCAGAGGUCGUUGGGCUUGGAACGGAAGGCCCAUCCAGGACAAUACUCCCCGCCGCCGCCCCGGUGUCUCGGAGAGUUCGGUCUUGGGCGUCGAUGAUUCUGGUCUGACCCUCAGGCCAGAGCACGACGAUGAUAGAGAGGCUGUCCCGGGCGGUUUUGGGGGAAUCGACGCGGGCGAGGGCAGACCUACCGGCACAGGGAGAAAGGCAA
Molecule: messenger RNA, 882 nt
Organism: Ectocarpus siliculosus
Lineage: Eukaryota; Phaeophyceae; Ectocarpales; Ectocarpaceae
Source: the annotation of a GenBank genome assembly